Chlamydomonas reinhardtii is the source of this 6446-nucleotide messenger RNA. RefSeq lists its product as uncharacterized. Bases 609 to 6224 code for a protein of 1871 amino acids. The transcript is spliced from 14 exons. Lineage: Eukaryota; Viridiplantae; Chlorophyta; Chlorophyceae; Chlamydomonadales; Chlamydomonadaceae. The record is from RefSeq and is a predicted model, not a curated record.
AGGCAAGUUUGUACAAGGCAAAUCAUGGCAAGCGACACACUCGCCAAAUGUUCCCACUCGCACUACGCCACUAAUACGCCAGAGGCAUAGUCAAAACACUUUAAUUUAGGGCUACAGACUAUUGUUAUGGAAAUGGUUAUCCGAGCCGCUUUCAUCGCGCAGCAGUCAACUUCCCACGGUCCCAAAACCUGUCUCAGUGUUACCGCUGGGUUCACGAUAGCUGUAAAUUACAGUGACCUGAUUGCUUGCGAUGACAGCUAAGCGAUACUAUGGAUACGAGUGCAAUGCGGAAGGUCACACGCCGCACGUCGCCAGGCUUAAGCCCGCAGUGGCCUUGCCUAUGGCCGCAAUGGCUGCUCCUGACACUUGGAUACGCAGCGCUGCUUGUUGGGGCUGCGUCCACGAGGGCAUUGGGAAUUGCGCAGCUCGUCGACCUCGUUGCCGUCCAUGGCAGUCCAGGGCUCGACAUCGGCACGUACACAUUCGAGGACCGCCCGCCUGUGCAUCUACCGCCUGGGGGGAGUAGCAAUUUAUCGUCGGGCAAUGGUCAGCAAAGCAUCGACAGCGCACGCUUUGACAUUAUCGGCUCCGGGUCGACGGACCCCGCGAUGGACGCCGCGAGUGCCCCCGGCCCAGCCACGGUGCUCGAUUUUCGGGCUCUCACAGGACCCGCGUUCACGCUUGCACCAGGCGUCGUGCUGCACCUGGCCAACCUCACGCUGCUACUGCCCACGCCGCCUGCGGGCAGCGGCGUGCGGCUGGCCCACCCACUGGCACACCUGGUGGUGGUGCAGGGCGGCCAGCAGCGGCAGCAGCAAUCGGCUGCGGGGGCGGGGGCGGGGGCGGGCGAUGUGCCCCCACCGCCACCCCCGCCGCGCAUUGAGCUGAGUGGCGUGACGGUGGUGACGGCCUCGUGCAGUCAGCUUCUGGCGUUUCAGUCGGCGGCUCUGUGCCGGCCCGCGCUGUGGCGCCGACACGCGCCGCCAGGCAGUGUGGUGGAUGUGGCAGCGGCAGUAGCUGGCGGGGCGGAGCAGGCAGCCGGCAGUAGCAGUGGCAGUGGCGGUGGGCCCACGGUGUGGCUGCGCCGGGGUGUGGUGGAGUACCCGGACGUGGCGCUACUGUUCAGCUACAGCCACAACCCCAGCAGCGGCAGUCCAGGCCGGCCUGGCAGUAGCAGCAACAGCAGCAGCGACUGGACCUGGGCGGGGGAACAGCUGGUGGUGUCCAGUAAUGACGUGGGGCUGGCGGACGCAGCUACAGCCUCCGGGUCGGGUGCUGCUACAGCCGCGGCGGACGUGGGGGCGGAGGAGGUGGUGGCUAGGCUCAGGGGCGUGGCCAUGACCUGCCCCGGAGGCGGUCCCGCCCCGCCCUGGCCCUGCCACAUCGACUCGGUGGGCACCGCGGCUCAGCUGGCUGCUGCCGCGGCUGCGCUGCUGGCGCCCGCCGCCACCCGCCCCCACGGCGCAGUCAUGCUGCGCCUCACCGCUGACAUCAGCCUGGCUCCACUUGCGGCGGCGGCGGCGGCGGGGGGCGAGCAGCAGGGGGAGGCGGGCGAUGGAGCAGCAGGAGCGGGCUGGAGCCAGCUGCAGGUGCCCGCCAACAUGACUCUGGCACUGUACGGCGGAGUGACGUCAGCCCUGCCCUUCGCAGCCCCCACCCGGCAGCUGGACUGGGCUGGCCUGCCCGGCGCCGUCUCCGCCUCCGCGCCCGGCUCCUCCCUGCAGCUGUACGGUCUGGCCCUGCUGGGGCUGCCCUACCCGGCCGCCGUGGCACGCCAGGAGCAUCUGCUGGCGGCGUGGGGACACUUCGCAGCCCUGGACUGGGACAGGUGGGACAGGGGCUGGGGGCUGGACGGCAGUAGCAGCAGCGGCAGCAGCACCGGCAAUAGCAGCAGCGAGGGCGGCAGUGGCGAUGGCAGUAGCAGCGGCUGGGCAGCAGGUGCUGAUGAGGGGCUGCUACAGCCGCCGCUGCUGGUGAGCCACUGUGUGCUGGUGCUGCCGGACCAGGAGGCGGUCUGGUGGGAGGCGGCAGCCGCGGGGGCCCGCAGUAGCAGUGGCAGUGGCAGUAGCAACGCCGGGGUGAGCCAAGGUCUGCGGCUGGCCUUCAUGCUGCCCAGCUGGAGGAUGGUCCCUGUCCCCAGCAUCCGCCGCGCGUCCCUGGAGGCCUUCCCUGACAGCCCGGCACCCAACAGCAGUAGCGGCAGCAGUAGCAAUAACAGUAGCGGCGCUGCGGUGCGGCUGAUGCUGCUGAGUGAGACGGACCCAGUCACUGCCCUGAGCUCCCUGGCUGCAGCAGCUGCAGCUGAGGUCAUCAGCGGGGGCAGUAGCAGCGGCAGCACAUCGCCGCCGGUGGUGCUACUGCGGGAGGUAUCGCUGAUGCCAUUCAGCCGCUACGCCACCAAUAUCGGCACUGGCAGUAGCAACCGUGGCGGCAGUAGCAGAGUCGUGUCUGGGGCAGCGGCCGCAGUCGGCAGUGGCUGGCCCCUGGCGGAGGAGAUGACGGCACAACGCGCCGCCGCCGCCGCGGCCGCCAUCGCCGCCGCCGCCGACCCAGCCGCCAGCGUGCACGCUGCUACAGCCUCUAACCCCUCUGGUACCGCCGCCAGUGAUCGCGAGGCGGCGCUGCUGCUACAGCCUCAGCUGGGCUACCUCAAGAUGCUGACCAUGGCGGCGGCGGGCGCCAACCUGCUGUCCUGCAGCGCCGCCGCCGCCAUCACCACCCUGCUGGUGCCCUCAGCAGACGGCCAGCUCAUGCGCGACCCCGCCCUGGCCUCGCUACAGCCCGGAGCCCUGCGGCAAUUGCCCCUGCCCGGCCUAGCUGCUACUGCCCCUGCUACUGCCCCUGCCAACACAAGCAGCAGCGGCAGUAGCAGUGGGACGCCGGCGGUGCUACUACUGGUGGUCACGAGGGACGGGCAGCAGGAGCAGGAGGAGGCGGCGCAGGCGGCGGCUGACGCGGAGGCGGGCAUUGUGGAUGUGGGAGUGACGUACGACGGCGGCAGCAGCCUGUGGGGCUACAAGCAGCUGGAGCCGCACACGGCGUGUCGGUUGGCGGCGGUGCCGGCGGGGCAGGCGGCGGGGCGCCGGGUGGCGUGGGACCUGCAGGGGGUGUCACACAACAUUCGCAUCCCCGAGACCAGCUCGCUCACCCUGUCAGGUCUGGUCAUAUACAACCUCAGCCCCACAGGGGACGGCUACGGGCUCGGCACCACAUACCCCACCGCCCCCUCCCCCGCCCCCGCCGGCGCCAGCGGAGCUCGUGUCAAGGCGCCGCCUCCGCCCCCGCCGCCGUCCUCACCAUUGAUAGAGGCGUACGGGCGUCAGGCGCUGCCGCUGUGGCUGUUUGACUUUGACCGGGAGGGCCUUGGUAUGGGCAUGGGCAUGGGCAUGGGCAUGGCCGGCGGCAGUAGCAGCACCGGCGGCAGUAGCAGCAGCACCGGCGGCAGUAGCGGCGGUCAGCGGCUGGUGUUGCUCAACUGCACCCUGGUGGUGCCGCCCGCGGAGCUGCUGCACCUGCUGCACAUGCUGGGCCAGGCCAACAGACUGCCCGGGGGGGCGGCGGCGGAGGCGGCGGCGGAGGCACUGGCGGAGGAGGCGGAGGCGACACUGGCGGAGGAUGCAGCUAUGGCGGCGGCGGCGGCUGGGGCGGCAGCGGGCAAUGCUGGCAGCGGGGGCAGGAGGAGGAGGAGGCUGGUGUAUAGGGAGGAUAUGGCGCGUGCGCUGCUGCCGCGGCCGGGCCGGCGGCGGCGGGCGCUGCUGCAGGCGGCGGCGGCAGAGGUGGCGGCUGUGGUGGGCGGACUGCACCACACGGCGACGGCACGGAUGGCCAGGGAGGCGGCGGCGGCCAUGGCGGCGGCGGAUGGAGCGGAUGGAGGCGGUGGUGGUAGCGACAGCAGCAGCAGUAGCAGCGGCGCGGCGGUGCAAUGGCGCGGCUGUGUGUACACGCACAUGGUCUGGUCCGCCGCCGCCAGCUCCGUGUCUGGUCUGGGUCCGGGGGCCGGCAUCACCUUCGCGGCGCUGCAGGGCUUUGGCUGGCGGGGUGCCGGUGUCACCGUCACGCACACGGGCGCACUGCCGGCUGACGCGCCCACUCGGCUGCGGGCGCCGGCGGUGGGCGCUGACGGCAAGCUGCUGCUGCCGGACGUCCUGGCUGGCUGCCCCAUCGCCGACCAUGCGGCCCCGCCGCCGCCGCCACCCUCGUCCUCGAGCUCAGCAUCAGCCGGUGGCAGUAGCCUUGGAGCAGACGCCGGCAGUAGCAGCAGUGGCAGUGGCAGUAGCAAUGACGCACCGCUCCAGGCGGACGGAGGAGGAGGUGCGGCGGCUGCAGCAGGCGGCACCGCUGGCGGCAGUGGCAGUGGCAGUAGCAGUAGCACCAGGGAUGGCGGGGGCAGCGGCAGUAGCAGCGGGCCACCAGUGGCGGCGGUGGCAGGCGGCGUCAUUGCCGCGGUGGUGGUUGUGUCAGUGGUGAUAAUGGCGGUUGUGGGGGUACGGCGGCGGCGCCGUCGGGCAGCCUUGGACGCGAUAUCAGGUGUUGCCGCUGCAGCCCAAGGUGGCGGCGGACUGGUGGCGCUGGCGGGCUUUAGCGCUCUGGCGACCAGUGAUGCUACGGCCACAGCCGCCAAGAAGUCAGAUGAGGCGUCGACAGCCGCCGCUGUAGCAAUGCGUGGCGGUGGCAAACAGCGUGCGGGGCUGUGGCGGCUGUUGACCCGCGGUUCUACUGCCGGCCGCGUUACGGCACGUGGCGGGCGCCGUACGGGCCAUGCUACUGACAUCCUGUACCAGACCUUUGACAGCUUCGGCAGUAGCACGAUGCGGGCCUUGUACGACAACAGUGCGGGCGGCAGCGGUGCGGCUCAGGGGGUUGGGCUGUACGACAGCCGCCGCCACCUGCAGCUGUGGGCGACGCAGCAGGCGGCGGCGGCGGCGGGGCUGGGUGUGCCCGGGCUGACGGCGGCGGAGGCGCAGCGGGCGGCAGGGCUGGCGCCGUCAGGGGCGUCCUCCUUCAGCCACCUGCCGCUCAACACCUCCACCAUAGCAGCCGAGGCGGGUACGGAGGCGGAGGAACAGGCUGCACAGCAGCAGCCGCGUGAGGUGCAGAUGGCGGCGGCGCGAGCGGGGGUGGGAGCGACCUCAGGGGUGCGGUGCGGCGUGGGUGGCGGCGUGUCGGUGUUGUCGGUGCGGCAGCUGCAGCUCACAACGGGCCACACCGCGGGAGCGGCAGGGCCGGCGGCGGCGGCAGCCGCGGCAGGGGCUGCUGGUGGCAGGCGAGCGCCACCACCACCACCGCCACCCACGUCCGCACCCGCGACCGUGGAGGGCGGCUCGGGCCACCGCCGCGACAGGGCGCCCCACUGCGGCCCCAACAGCGGCCCGGCAGGGGCAGGGGCAGGUGUGGGUGUGGGUGUGGGUGUGGGCAAUGAUCCUACUGUGAAUGUGCUGCUGGACUCUUACAGCAGCAGAAGCACCUGCAGUGGGGGCGACGGCGGCACUGGUGCUGGUGGCGGCCGUGGCGGCCGUGGUGGGCAGGACGUGCCGGGACCGCUGGUGGCGCUCAUGCGGCGGGUGUGGCACUCGGCGGGGGCGAGGGCUGGGGGCGGCAUGCCUGCGGCCACAGACGGCGGUGACCGUGUGCUGUCACUGCCGCUGUCGGGCCAGGUGUACGGCUACCCCCCGGUUCCACACCACCACCACCAGCACCACCCCCACCCUGCAGUCAGCUCACCGCCGCUGCGCCCGUCAUCCGCCGCCGCCCUGCAGUCGGGCAGCGGCGGGCUGCCCUGUGUGUCCAUCCAGCUGUGUGACGGCCCGGCGGAGCAGGCGGCGGCGGGCGGCGGCGGCGGCUGGCGGGGCAGGUUCAUGUGGACCAGCCGCUUCCUCAAUGCGCCCAGUCGCCCCCGCGACCCUGGCCCCGGCCCCCUGCUGUCCGGACUCGGCCAGGCACUGACAGGGACAGGUGGAGGUGGAGGUGGAGGUGGACGUGGAAGCGGGGGAUCUCCGGGGCGUUGGGGAGACGACGUGCCUAAUGCGCAGGUGCCGGUGCCGGUUGCGCUGUCAGGGGUGCGGGCGCGAGGCAGCGCCAGCGGCGCGAGGGGCGCGAGAGCCAACAGCACCGGCACUGGUGGCACCGGCACUAGCUGUGUUGCCGCUCAUGUGGUUGACACAGCGGCGGCGGCGGCCCCCGCCCCCAGGCCCCCGCCCCCGCGUGCACGAGCACACGAGGCAUGAGCGCUGAUGAGCUAAUUGUGUCAUUUGUGUGUCCGCAUGGUUGCGCGUGUUGUGCAUGUGUGUGUUGUUUGAGGUGUGGCGUGUUGGCAUGUUGGCGUGUGACAAGGUUAUCCCUGCGAAUAAAGGCAAAUGCUGCCGUUGAUGCAUUGCACCGAGUAUCUUGUAAGGCAGGCCGGACAGCGGCACUGCACAUUCGGCGUGUCUGCCCGGCAGUACGACUCC